Brassica rapa (field mustard) is the source of this 1594-nucleotide messenger RNA. RefSeq lists its product as uncharacterized. Lineage: Eukaryota; Viridiplantae; Streptophyta; Magnoliopsida; Brassicales; Brassicaceae. The record is from RefSeq and is a predicted model, not a curated record.
GGAGAAUUGAAAAAUAUUAUUUGAUAAUAUUUUUAAGAGAGUAUUUGAUGAUGAACAUGAUACUAAAAAUUAUUUAAUUAAAAAAAGUUGUGUAAAAUUAGUAUUGAUACGAAUUGUAAAAAUAGUGAUUUUCAAAUUAUUUAUUAAUAACUAAAAGUAAUUAUUUGAUAGCAAUUUAUUUUUUCUGAAAUUCUAAAGAGAAAAUAGUUGUAAUAGGUUAUAUGACAGUAACUUUCAUUUUCUAAAAUCUUAAAAAAAAUGGUAAAAGAAUAUUUAAUAUUACUUUUUUAAUUGUAAAUAAAAAGAAGAUUUAUAAAAUAGAAUGUUUUCCUUUUUAAAAAAAUCCUAACAAAAGAAAAUUUUAAAAACUUAUUUAAUAAAACAUUAAAUUAGUACAUAAGAACAUAUAUAAUGUUGUCAUUGACUCGAUUGAUGUAUUUGACUUUCAUUUCUUUUCACUUUUCAUUCAGUUUCUUAUUUCGGGUUGUGUUCAGUUUAAACGUUUAGGUAUAGUAUUUUCUCUAAUCCUAAGUACAAAGUUUAUAACAUAUCAUCUAUGCACCAUGAUUAUAAAAUAGAAAUAUUAACUUGAACUUAUGUGUAAAAAUGAGUUUUAAUUAUAAAAUAAAUCUCAAACAACAUAUCUAAAAAAAAUCGUAAAACUAUAAUAAAAUGAAUUAUUAUUUUAUAGUUUUUAUUAAAUUAAAACAUCACCUGUUGCGUUAGCUCAUAUCUUGGAUCUUGGGCCAAAAUACACAAAACCAAAUUAAAAUUGCGCGGAAGCAAAAUCAAAGGAGGCGCCAAAUAAAAUUAAUUUGAAGGAGCGGGGAAGAGUCUCGCGCCAAAUAAACCUUAACCGCCUAGCCAUGAUUCUCCGCCCAUAUAACUCAUCCUCUAAUAAUCCUCCAAUCCUCAUCACUCCAUCUAUAAUCUCUCUUUCUCCUUCCUCGAUUACACAAUGAUGACGCCGGUGAAGAAAAACUCCGCCAUUAGGCCCGUGGAGUUCUACGGAAACGGUCUUCCCCGUCCUCGUUUCUUCGAUAACCCUAAGUUCAACUCUCACCGCGUCGAUCCGCCGCUCUCUGUGCUCGAUCCUCUUCUCUCGUGGGCCAGAGAAGCUCACUGGUCCAUGGGCGGUCUCAACUUCACGCGCCUCCGUCUCCAGGGCCGAAUCGAAGGAAACGUCGACAAGCUACGCGCUCAGCUCGAGAAAUCCAGUCCGUUGGAGAAGAGAUCUGGUUUCGAUUCUCCUCCCGCAGCUCCUGUUGCGGUUAAACGAAGGAGGUACAUAGAUCUCAACGAUGAAGAAGAAGAAGAGAUCUGUUUGGCUAGCAUCAGGAGAAAGCUCUCUGAUGAUUUCGAUAGAGUCGCUGGAGAGAGUGACUCCAAAGCCAUUAAGAAACCGGUUGAAUCAAAGUCCAUCGUGAAGGAUAAGAAGAAGAAGACUGAGUCAAGCUCAACGAGGUCGUCUCCAAGAUUAAGCUAAGCGUUGUUCAAGUUAGUUUCUCUAGCGUAGUUCAUGAUCUGUUAGUACUAUUUGGAUUUCUUAUGUUCUUAUAAAUAUGAAUCACUCUAUGAAAGUAAAUUUUUAUUA